Molecule: messenger RNA, 6001 nt
Organism: Numida meleagris (helmeted guineafowl)
Lineage: Eukaryota; Metazoa; Chordata; Aves; Galliformes; Numididae
Gene: PDPR
Product: pyruvate dehydrogenase phosphatase regulatory subunit
Exons: 18
Coding region: 45-2807 (920 amino acids)
Cellular component (GO): mitochondrion; mitochondrial matrix; cytoplasm
Molecular function (GO): oxidoreductase activity; protein binding
Source: RefSeq, a predicted model, not a curated record
AUACUCCCGCCUCCUUGACCAAUGCAGGCCUGCGAUUGGCUGUGAUGCGGCACGCAGGGCGGCUGUCGCGCUGCCGCCCGCCUGCCGUAAAGCGCGGAAGGUCAGUCCGGCCUCCCGCCGCCAGAAGGAGCGGUGUCUGCUCGCAGCGGUGCCGGCAGGGAGCGGCCGGGAUGUUCCUGCGGCUGCUGGCCGACGUGCGGUGGCGUGGGGCUGACCCGAAGUGGAGGAGCGUGGCCUGCUGCCGGAGCGCCUCCGGGACGGCGGAAUCCCACCCCGUCCCCCUGCCGGCGCAGGCCCAGGUGGUCAUCUGCGGGGGUGGGAUCACGGGCACCUCGGUGGCCUAUCACCUAGCCAAGCUGGGUUGGAAGGAUGUCGUCUUGCUCGAGCAGGGCAGAUUGGCUGCAGGUACCACGCGCUUCUGUGCGGGCAUCGUGAGCACGGCCCGGCCCGUGGCCAUCGAGCUGAAGAUGGCAGACUACUCCAACAAGCUGUACCAGCAGCUGGAGCAAGAGACGGGAGUGCAAACAGGGUACGUGAAGACAGGCUCUGUUUCCCUGGCUCAGACUCAGGAUCGGCUGAUCUCCCUGAAGCGCAUUGCUUCGUCUCUGAACGUGUCGGGGAUCCCCUGCGAAAUCAUCGGCCCGAAGCGAGUGGCGCAGCUCCACCCGCUCAUCAACAUCCACGACCUCGUGGGCGCCAUGUACGUGCCGGACGACGCGCUCGUGCUGUCUGCCAACGUGAGUCUGGCGCUGGCGACGGCUGCCUCACGGAACGGGGUCCAGAUCCACGAGCGGACGAGUGUCAGUCAUGUCUCAGUGCAGAAGGGUCGUGUGACCGGAGUUGAGACCGACAGGGGACACAUUAAAUGCCAGUACUUUGUCAACUGUGCUGGCCAGUGGGCCUAUGAGUUGGGGCACUCUGGGGAGGAACCAGUCAAUAUCCCACUCCAUGCCUGUGAGCACUUCUACCUCCUGACGCAUCCUUUGAAGGAGCCUCUGGCAAACAACGUCCCGACUGUUGUGGACCCUGAUGGCAGGAUCUACAUCCGCAACUGGCAGGGUGGCAUCCUCUCGGGGGGCUUUGAGAAAAACCCCAAACCUCUUUUCACGGAGGGACGGAACCAGCUGGAGAUCCAUAACCUUCAGGAAGACUGGGAUCAUUUUGAACCGCUUCUGAGCGCCCUUCUGCGCAGGAUGCCCAACUUGGAGGCCCUGCAGAUCAUGCAGCUGGUGAACUGCCCGGAAUCCUUCACACCUGACAUGCGGUGCAUCAUGGGCGAGUCGCCCACGGUGCGGGGCUACUUCGUCCUGGCUGGAAUGAACUCAGCUGGGAUCUCAUAUGGUGGGGGAGCAGGCAAGUACCUGGCAGAGUGGAUGGUAAAUGGCUAUCCAUCAGAAAACGUCUGGCCUCUGGAUUUGAAGCGUUUCGGCACCCUUCAGAGCAGCCGCACCUUCCUCCGCCACCGUGUGAUGGAAGUGAUGCCCCUCAUGUGUGACCUGAAAGUUCCCCGCUGGGACUUCCAGACCGGCAGGCAGCUGCGCACCUCCCCGCUGUACGACCGCCUGGACGCCCAGGGGGCCAGGUGGAUGGAGAAGCACGGCUUUGAGAGAGUCAAAUACUUCGUCCCACCUGGGAAAGAUCUGCUGGAUUUGGACCAGAGCAAAACCUUCUACAAACCGGACUGGUUUGAUAUCGUGGGUUCAGAAGUCAAGUGCUGCAAGGAAGCGGUGUGUGUGAUCGACAUGUCGUCUUUCACCAAGUUUGAGAUAAGCUCCACAGGAGACCAGGCGCUGCAGAGCCUGCAGUAUCUCUUCUCCAACGACCUGGAUGUGCCGGUCGGGCACGUCGUGCAUACCGGCAUGCUGAAUGAGAACGGAGGGUAUGAGAACGACUGCAGCAUAGCACGCUUGAGCAAACGCAGCUUCUUUAUGAUCUCCCCUACUGACCAGCAAGUCCAUUGCUGGGCCUGGCUGAAGAACCGUUUGCCUGAAGAUAGCAACUUGACCAUAGAAGAUGUGACCUGGAAGUACACGGCUCUCAACCUGAUAGGCCCCCGCGCUGUGGAUGUCUUGUCAGAGUUGUCCUAUGCCCCAAUGACCCCAGAACACUUUCCUUCUUUCUUCUGCAAGGAGAUGAGCGUGGGCUACGCUAACGGCAUCCGUGUGAUGAGUAUCACUCACACAGGAGAACCUGGCUUCAUGCUUUAUAUUCCCAUAGAGUACGCCCUCCACGUGUACAACGAGGUGAUGAACAUGGGGCAGAAGUAUGGGAUCCGGAACGCCGGUUAUUACGCGCUCCGCAGCCUGCGGAUCGAGAAGUUUUUUGCCUUCUGGGGCCAGGAUCUGGACGCCUUUACCACUCCUAUGGAGUGCGGCCGUGAGUUCCAGGUCAAGCUGGAAAAGGGGAUGGAGUUUGUUGGCCAGGAAGCGCUGCUGGAACAGAAGCAGCACGGGGUAUACAAGCGCUUCACCAUGUUCAUUCUCGAGGACCACGACACAGAUAUGGACCUCUGGCCCUGGUGGGGAGAACCCAUCUUCCGCAACGGCCGCUACGUGGGCAAGACCACGAGCAGCGCCUACAGCUACACCCUGGAGCGCCACGUCUGCCUGGGCUUCGUGCAGCACUUGGACGAGAAGACGGGCGAGCAGCUGGUGGUGACCACUGACUUCAUCAACCAGGGCGAGUACGAGAUCGACAUCGCUGGGCAGCGCUUCCAGGCCAAAGCCAAGCUCUACCCCUUCAGCUCCCUCUUCGCGCAGCGUCGCCGCAAGGAUGAGGUGGAACUGAGCGGCUACCAGAGGGAGUAGUGCCGGCCGGACCCGCUCCUUUUCCCAAGCUGGAAUCUUUGGCCACCAUCUUCCAGUCCCCUCUCCGCGCCCCAUGCGUUUCUUUCUUUUUCCUUUAUUGUCUUGCAACUUUUAAACUUUUUUCUGGUGUGUUCCAUUUUGUACGUUUUAAACCUUUCGUUUUCAAGCUUUCCGAACCCUGUCUCCCUCCCUCCCUCAGCCCUUUGCUUGCCGGGCUCCCCCCGUGUCUCCGCAGAUGAAGCGCAGUGCUGACCGUGCACCCAGAAUCCUAUGGGAGCAUUGUGGUGGGAAGCCCGUGCAGGAGCGAACAUCCCUGUAGCCCCGUGGUGAUGGGAAGGGCUCGGGGGAGCUCCUGAGCACCGCACCCUUUCUCUCUCUGCCAGUGCGAGGCACGGGACUGCAGGUAUUUGCUCCGCUCCGCUCUCACCUUGGCUGAGCGCUGUGACUUUGCCUGGCUCCACCAAACCACUUUGCAGCGGGGUGGGUGCAUCCAUGCACGCAGCAAUACAGCGACCAGCUACCUCACCGGCACCGCGCCGAGCGGGCAGGCGCCGGCACGGCACGGCCUGUCCGGCGUUGGUCCAUCAUUUUCCCUGCCAGGGAGCCCAGUAGGUUUAACCAUCGCGUCGUGGGGAUGGCAGGAGUGCUGGUAAGUCCUUUGUCGUCGCUGUUUGGGUUGGAUUUAUUUUUUUGCGUGGGGUCUGUGAAGUCAAAAGGCCAACGCAAGUGUUGGUCUUCAGUUAUAUUUGUAGGAAUCCUGUAUAGGUAGGUGAUGCUUAUUGUCUGUCCAUCCGUAACACUCUCUGUAUAUAUAAUUGAAGACCGACACGUGUUUCAAUUCUGUAAAGGACUGGGGCUGGUUGUUUUCUAUUAGCAGAAAUACCGAUGUCUAACGAGGACGGAUGUCAGUGUUUAAUGACAGCAGCUCUGCUGGAACGCUGCUUCUGUUUCAGCCACACCAUGUACAGUCUCUUUGUGAAUAUUCCUUCGCUCCCCCUCGUUUACAUGACUCGACCAAGCCUGGCUGCCAGGUUCAUGCAGCGAACACAAGUUUCUUACAAACCUGUGUUAGUUUGGGGAACGUAAGGAGAAGCAGGGGGUGCCAAGCUGUAUCGCACAGGUCCACAUCUUCUCAUUGCAAGAACAUCUGAAGGCAAAGCUGCUCUUUGUUUCCUGGGAGGAGGUGGUUGGAUGCUCCUUUUCCCCCUGGCACCCACGCACUCCCCAUGCUGCUCCUGCUCCCCUCGAUGCCAGCAUCCCCUGGAGUUGAAGCACAGCACGGUGCAGCCCUGGGGAACCCUUGGCAGUUUGGAACUUGUAGGGGCGUUUUGCAGUGAAGCGGUGAACAUCACUAGCGUACAUGGGAGCUCUAAACCUUGGCGAGCUCCUGUUUUGUUUCCUGCUACUUCGGUCGCUUCAGGCUGUGCCUUCGGUUGAGUCCUUGGUCGGCCAGUUUGUGAUUGAGACGCUCUGAGCGUGCAGAAGGACCACGACGAGGGUGGAAGGGAAAACCCUUUACACCUUACAAACAGGUGGCCAGAGCGAGUCCCCCCGUUCAGGGAGCUAUGGAAGCUGUGAAACUUAGAAGUGGAAUUUUGUGUUGACUCUUCCAUACCAAAAGUAGAGAGAGCAGCCCUGCAUCACGCCAGCGGAGGGGGGAGAGCUCUGCCAGGGCUGGGGCUCGGGGCCGGGCGCUUUGGCACCUUCUCCUGCUUUCCCUGCUACGAGUUCUGGUUCUUUGGGAUCUGAAGCUGUGGGCUGCCCCUCGCUGUGUCCGUGCCUGACCUCCCAUGCUCUCCUAGUCUUUGAGAGGCUGCUGAAGCGGCGGGUGCUGGAGAAAGGACUUCAUUGUUCAUGCUUAAUGACCUGGGGAUAAGAGAAAGCCGGCUGUCUAGAAGUGGUGUUUUCUGUUUCACGAGGGUGUGUUGCAGUGAUUUUCACAUCUGUCUUUGCCAGCCUUCAUUUCUUCCUCGUGUCUCUCUGUCUGGAUGUGCUGUUCCUUGCUGCUGCAGCUUCCUCCUACUAUUCUGGUGAGGAGGAGGGGCCGUGUGAUACCUCUCUGCAGCUCCAGCUCGUGCUGUAAGCCUGGGUUGUUUCUGUAAGCCUCCUGCUGCUGUGCCCCCUCCCAUCCCCCGGCACAGGGCUUCCUUGGGCUGAUGUCCUGGGCUUCCAUGGAGCUCCAGGUGGUGGCUGCUGGGGAAGAUGCAGCGCUGAGGCUAACCCAGCACACUGUCACCAAAGCGCUUACAUUUAGAGGGGAAAAAAAAAAAUCUACGACAAACAACUGCUCUGCUCAGCUGGAAAGGAAACCCAUUGCUUACAAGGGCAGGAUUCUUGUUUUAGAACAGACCACGUGGCUGCUGAUAAAGCCCAGCAAAAACGUCGUCGCCUUCGAUGUUGUCUUCCCAACUGGUUUCAUUGGAACACUUGGGCAGCUCGAUUCUCGCCCGUGUCGGCAAUCUUAAAGCAUGUCCUGCUUUAAUCUUCCUGAAGUGGCUGCUGGGGCUGGGGCUGGGUUUCUUUACCCCCCCGUGUAAGACACGACACGGCGGAAAAGGGAGUGGUGCCAUCAGCCGUGCAGGAAGAGCAGGCAGCAUUUCUCCUCGCACUUGAACCACGCUGGCUGUCGUGCUCAGAGCCCUCAGUGGGAGCAGCCCCGAGCGUUCCAAGGCAGGAAAGGAGCCUGGAGGUGUCGGUCAGCUCCUCCCGGGCGAGGUGACCGCGCUCUGUGCUCCCACCGCGUGCAUCUUCAGCCUGCUCGCCCCAAGCCCCUCUCGCUUCUCGCAGCCUCCCAAGCCAUUUUCAAGAGCUGCAAGGGCUUCCAGAAGGGUUCUACGGCAGAAGUGUCAGGAACAAGUGCAGCUUGAGGCUGUGAAAGCGUUCCCUAGUGCCUUACGCGGUGGAAGCGGUGGGGGUGGGCAGAGCAUCUCGCUGUCCCCCCGCAGGGUCUCGGCAGGAGGACGUGGGCAGCUCCAAGCUCGCCUCCGAGCUCGGAGGGGCUGAGGAGAUGCAGCGCUGCCCGGCCCGGCCGUGGAGGACACGGCUCCUUCCUAGGCCCGCCAACAGGGCCGAGCUGGCUGCUCUCCGCUGGGCCGUUGCGUGUGCUGUAUUUAGGCCGCGCUUUACGUCAUUUCAUAUUUUGGUUGGCUUGAAUGUUGCUAGGUUUGUAUAUUAAUAAAGAGGUGUUUUAACUA